AGAAGGAAACUCUUCUCUCCCUUGCUGGCGAUCGAAAGAUAGUAUCAGAGACACACAGUCAAGAUGUCGACUCUUCUACAUAACCACCUUGAGCAGAUUUCCCUUUCUGCCACUUCCAUCGCCGAAUUACCCUUCCCGCCUCCAAAGAUGUUCGCCAAUGCACUCCUGGGGCCUCAUGACAUAACUACCCUUAUCCGGGACACCGAGGCCCAUGAACGUGCUCUUUUCUCUGCUGACCCCUCUACAAACAGCACGAAGCAUCGACGGGCGACCCGGAGAGGCACGAUGUUCCCUACAGAAGGAGAAAAGGAAACAAUGGUUAGCCGAAUCCAUUCCGCAAAAAACCACCGGAAUCAAUCGGCUGUUGCACGGGUGCUGGGAGGUGAUAUGAUGGAGGCAAUCAGAAAAUCUGCGAAUGCGCCUUCGCACCGGACCAACCGGGGAGAGAUGAACAUCGAGAUCCUAUUACGGGGCGCUGAGAUGCUUUGCAAAGUUUAUCCAGUUGCGGGAGCCAAAGAGAAAAUAGCAUCUCUCAGGCAACGCUAUCAAGAAGUAUCCGAAUCGGUAGCCCGUCUAGAAGAGCGUGUUUCCUACCAAACAGAGCAAUUGGAGCAAAUGAAUCUUUCGGGCUCAUAUCGCAGUGACUACUAUGACACUCAACAACCGGAGCCAGUACAGCAGCAUACGGCGGAUAUCACAGAUGAGGAUAUCGAGCGUGAACUUGGGGAGAUCCGGGAGUUGGAACUUCGGAAGCGAACCCUUGAAAAUCGGGUCAGCGGGAUGGAGAGAGAUCUAGGAGGUCUUCUGCGAUAGGGGAAGCCCCCGUGGAUGAAACUGUUCUCAACGGCAUUGAAUAUAUGUCAGUUGGUCGAACCCCUUCGUCUAUCAUUACCGGGGAAAUGAUAGCUAUGCGCACUGGAUUGUUUGACUGUCGGCCACCAGAAUGCCUUCAGCUACCGUUGCGCCAUUAUGGACGCAAAAUCGUCUCGGGCGAAUAUUAUGCCUGUACAGAGAGAACGAACUGAUGUGACCCGUCCUCGGGAUGCUGGAUGCGAUCGAGCGCGACACAAGCCCGUCUAAGCAAGACGAAUAGUUGACGUACAGUGUGUGCUUGGAACGAUCAAUUCCCGGCAUGCGGAGCUUCGUCCCUUGUAAUCCAGCCACUGAAUACGCACAUUCGGCUCAACUAGCUCCAUUUCAGGAAUUUUAUGCCAUUUAUUACAACCCAGACGUUUUCAGUUAAUCGGAACGCAUGAAGCUGCCUUCGUCUGUCGGUUAGUACGGAUUUGCGAUGAGGUGAAACUUUGAGUUUCCAUGAAAAGUAUGGGAUAUUGUUUUCGAGUUCAAUUCCCACGGCUUUGUUCACUACUCAGCUGUUGUCUUGCCUCUCAAUUCUAUGGAUUAGCACAGCUGGCCCUUUUUUUUGUUUUUUUUCCUUUUUUUUUCUCCCUUCCCACCUUCGUUUCCGGUAGAGCACUGAUAGAAUGAAGCAAUUUCCCUAAAGA
Messenger RNA from Coccidioides immitis RS, 1505 nucleotides. RefSeq lists its product as uncharacterized. The record is from RefSeq and is a predicted model, not a curated record. NCBI's taxonomy places the organism in Eukaryota, Fungi, Ascomycota, Eurotiomycetes, Onygenales, Onygenaceae. Bases 64 to 813 code for a protein of 249 amino acids. Gene Ontology annotation, cellular component: DASH complex; spindle microtubule. The transcript is spliced from 3 exons. Gene Ontology annotation, biological process: attachment of spindle microtubules to kinetochore.